CGGCCAAUGAAUCGUACACGAAUUUCCAGAAACAUCGAACCAACCCAAGGACUGCCAAUUUUGGGAAACCCCUGACGCCUUAACCGAGGACAUCACCACGCCCGGACGGACGGACGAACGGGAGCCACGACCGGCACAGGCCGAGCUAGCGCCGCCGGCCACGCUGGCUUGACUGGCAGGCGGCUCUGCAGGUGUGGGCCGCCCCCAAAGCUCUGGGCCUGGCUUGGGGUGUUAGUGCUGUGGGCGACAGUGCACAUACAGCUCGGUCUGCUCUCUCGGGUGCGCCUCCUUGGGCUCGCAUACGCACCAAGAGGCAUUGACAAAUAAAUGGGGAAUUUCCCCACAAAAUGCCUCGAUACUGUACCAACCAGAGGCCAAGCCCCAGGUUUUUGGGGCAUCCCACGGGGUAGGACGUGGAAUGGCGAGAGGAUCGAGGAUCGAAGAGCUCGGUUCUGUUGCAAUGGGCGGACAGCUACGUCAUGCUAACAGAUUGUGACACACAAGACCGCAAGCUCGUGUUAGUGUCAGUUGGUACCCACCACUCUGGGCCGAAUCCCGCUGCAAAGCUUCCUGGGGCGCAUCGUCACCCUUGCUGCAUGGAAUGAUCAGACCACAGCAACGGGCGUUGCCUGCGACCCAUUUAUCUUAUAUAUCCCCACGAGGGGGAACCCAGCUGCCAGCCCAUCUUACUUCAAGAUGGGCCCUUUCUCUACUCCUCUCUCUCUUCGGACCGGCGGCGUUGUGUUACUCUCCACUCCUUCUCUGCUGCUGCUUGUCGUAACGACGGCGACUCUCCUCUCCUCCUCGAAUUAGAAGUCCGAGAGGCGCAUCCCGUACCGCACCACCUGGCAACGUGCGCCAUACCGGUCAUCCACGACAGCGACCAUGGCGUCUCCUGUGGCCUCGGCGGCCUUGAAGGCGCGUAUCCGCCGCCCUUCAAUGCUGAACAAGCUCUGCAAUCCCGAGCAGCUACUUCCACACUUCCCCACCGGCUCAUACAUUGGCUGGUCCGGUUUCACAGGGGUUGGAUACCCAAAGAAGAUGCCCACUUAUCUGGCCGACCACGUCGAGAAGAACAACCUCCAGGGCAAGCUGCGGUACAGCCUGUUCGUGGGCGCCUCGUCCGGCGCCGAGACAGAGAACAGGUGGGCUGGCCUGGAUAUGAUCGAGAGGAGGAGUCCACACCAGGUCGGAAAGGCCAUUGCCAAGGGCAUCAACAACGGCAGCAUCAACUUCUUCGACAAGCACUUGUCCAUGUUCCCUGUAGAUCUGGUAUAUGGUUUCUACACAAAAGACAAGCCCAACAAGAAGCUUGACGUUGUGGUGGUGGAGGCAACCGACAUUCUGGAGGAUGGCAGUAUCGUUCCCGGCGCGUCCGUCGGGGCGACACCUGAGCUGGUGCAGAUGGCCGAUAAGAUCAUCAUUGAGGUCAACACAUCCAUCCCAAGUUUCGAGGGCCUGCACGACAUCACCAUGACGGACCUGCCUCCCAAGCGAAAGCCAUACCUGAUCAUGGGCGUCGAGGACCGCAUUGGCACAACCUCGAUCCCCAUCGACCCCGAGAAGGUGGUCGGUGUGCUUCACUCCGACUACCGAGACCAGACGGCCCCCAACACGCCCGCGGAUGAGGGUUCGCAGAAGAUCGCCGACCACAUCAUCGAGUUCUGGACGCACGAGGUCAAGCACGGCCGCCUGCCCGAGUCUCUGCUCCCGAUCCAGUCGGGCAUCGGCAACAUCGCGAACGCUGUCGUCGGAGGGCUGAACGACUCAAACUUCAAGAACCUGAAGGUGUGGACCGAGGUCAUCCAGGACACCUUCCUCGACCUCUUCGACUCGGGCAAGCUGGACUUUGCGACCGCCACCUCGGUGCGCUUCUCGCCCGACGGCUUCAAGCGCUUCUACGACAACUGGGAGGCGUACCACAACAAGCUGCUGCUCCGGUCGCAGCAGGUCUCCAACUCGCCCGAGAUCAUCCGGCGGCUGGGCGUCAUCGGCAUGAACACGCCGGUGGAGGUGGACAUCUACGCGCACGCCAACUCUACGUGCGUGCUGGGCUCGCGCAUGCUCAACGGCCUGGGCGGGUCGGCCGACUUCCUGCGCUCGUCAAAGUACUCCAUCAUGCACACGCCCUCGACGCGGCCCUCCAAGACGGACCCGCACGGCGUGAGCUGCAUCGUGCCCAUGUGCACGCACGUCGACCAGACCGAGCACGACCUCGACGUGGUCGUCACCGAGGCCGGUCUCGCGGACGUGCGCGGCCUGAGCCCGCGCGAGCGCGCCCGCGUCAUCAUCGACAAGUGCGCGCACGAGAUCUACCGCCCCAUCCUCAAGGAGUACUUCGAGAAGGCCGAGUGGGAGUGCCUGCGCAAGGGCAUGGGUCACGAGCCACACCUGCUGUGGAACAGCUUCGACAUGCACAAGGCCCUCGUCGAGGAGGGCAGCAUGGCCAAGGUCCAGUGGAAAUAGAGGCCUUGGUGUGAGGGGGCUUCGGGGAGCACGGGUGGUGGCGGCCGGAGAGGCGCUUAGCGGCGGCAUGACUUAAGCUUAAUAUAAACCGUCGAUUUCUUCUGC
Molecule: messenger RNA, 2571 nt
Organism: Diaporthe batatas
Lineage: Eukaryota; Fungi; Ascomycota; Sordariomycetes; Diaporthales; Diaporthaceae
Product: acetyl-CoA hydrolase
Exons: 3
Coding region: 886-2466 (526 amino acids)
Biological process (GO): acetate metabolic process
Cellular component (GO): mitochondrion
Molecular function (GO): acetyl-CoA hydrolase activity; acetate CoA-transferase activity
Source: RefSeq, a predicted model, not a curated record